AAACCGGAAGUGAGGUCAGACACGUGUUCGGUCCUUACGGUUCGGUCGCAAAUCGGAGGGUCAUGGAGCGGCUAAAACGGUUCUGUUUAGGAUGUGACCAUUAAUGAUGCUGCAGUCAUGCAGUCAGAGCGGCGCUCCGAAUCUCAAAAGUCAUGUCCAUCUGCACCAUGUGCCUUUUGGCCAGUGGACCUCAAGUUAACUCACUUGGACUGGAACCCUGAAGCAUCCUUGAUUCACUUCCAGGGACAGUACCUAACCAUAUGUGAUCUCGACUAUAACAUCCUGCAAGGGGAAAUACAGAACAUACCAAAGACCAAAGCUGCAGUAGAUAUUGGAGAGUUUUGCCUUGUUGAAGAUUUGGCUUCAGGCCGCUGGUACAGAGGAAGAGUUCAGAACCAAAAAGAUGACUUGUUUGAUGUUUUCCUCAUAGAUCAUGGUAAUGUCUUGAGUGUUGACAUUACCCACAUAUCUUCCUGUUCAAAUGACCUAUUCAUCCUCCCUCCCAAGAUAGUUUCCGGCUUUCUUGCAAAUGUACUGCCUCUUCAAGGUUGUUCUCGUUCUGUGGUGGAGGUGUAUUUCUCAAGCCUAAUUGGUAGAAAUGUCACUGGUUAUAUCCAAGCUCUCCUGCCCCACAAAGUGCUCUUAUUGGAAGCCCCUGAAAUCAACAUUGACCUUGUUAAACAUGGGUUCGGGAGGCACGUGGACACAGAUACUUUCCUCUUCUUGGUUGGGAUGCUCACAGAGGUGCCGCUCAAGCAAAACACAGAGCCAGCUCCUGACUUACUCAUUGAAAAGCCAAGGGGACUUGAAUUUUGCUUCAAAACGUUUGGCAUGCAUGGAUACGAAGAUAUUCUCUCUUUCUGUGGGCCUAGAUUGAGUUGUGGGACACGUGCUAAAGUGCGUGUAACUGCUGCUGUCAACCCAGGGCUGUUUUACUGUAGGAUGACAAGUAUGGAAACAGAUCUUUGGGUAAUGUCAAAGAAGCUGGCUGCAGUUAAUGAGUCCCAAACCAAAGAACGCAAUCAGAAGACUCCAGAAAACCUGGGCUUACUGUGCUCAGUCAAAGGAAAAGAUGGAAAAUGGUACAGAGGCUUUGUGCAGUUUCUCCCUGUCAACUCUCAACUUCGAGUUUUGUUCAUUGACUAUGGAUUCUUUGAAAAUGUCAACGUUGACAAUGUCCACAGGUUGCCACAUGACUUCUUCUCAACACCCAUCAUGGCAUUCCCAUGCUCGCUUUCCUCCCUGAGUGAUGAGGCAGUCAAAACUCAGCAGUUGAGUUUUCUUCAGGCAGGCUUGCUUGGAAGAGUGUUAGAUGUGGAGAUUAAUAGUUUUGAUGAAGAACAGCACUUGUACUCUAUCACAGUAAUUGGUGCUGAAGAUAAUGAUGCGACAGAACCAGAGCCCGUCCAAGAGCUUCCGAGAAUAAAAGUUGAGUCAGUUUUUGAGACAGCAGAAUUGUCCCCUCAGGGAGGCAAUUUAUACUAUGAGACAGUUAUGGGUGAAGAAUUGGAUAAGACACUGGUAGAAGAAGAUGUGCAUGUUGACUCUGUCUUUGUGGGGUUUGUUGAGCAUGUCCAGAAUCCAAACAACUUCUGGAUCAGAACACAGAAACGCAAUGAUGAGUUUGAAGAAAUGAUGAAAGAACUGACAGAUAACUUUAGUCAAGUGAAGCUGGAUGAAGAUGUGCUGUCAAGUCCUGAGCUUGGAACAUUGUGUUGUGCAGUUUAUGAGAAAGACAUGCAUUUCUACAGAGGUGUCGUGACAGACACUCUUGUCCAUGGAGCUGAAAUUCUUUUUAUUGAUUUUGGAAACAUUGAAAAAGUGCCACACAUGUUGAUCAAGAAGAUACCUGAGACACUUGCCAGCAAAUCUGCAUUUGCCUUCUGUUGUACUCUUGUUAAUGUCAUGCCUUCAGAUGAUGUCUGGACGAGUGCCGCCUCUGACUUUUUCAGACGAGCAGUGUCAAACAAAGCCCUCCUAGUCCAUGUUGUACAGAUGAGAAAAAACAAAUUUGUUGUUGAUCUCUAUGAGAUGGGAAGUGACAAUAAGCAAAGUAUCACUGAGCUCCUGAUUGCUUCCAAGCAAGCCGAUUACUGGAACAACAUUGCCAUAGAGCCUGUGGUGCAAAACAACAAAGAAUUGACAGAAACAAAGUGUGCAAGAGACAGUGUGACAUCAGACGUCAAUGGUAAUGAAGAGCAAUUGAAGGAUUUUGAGGAAGAAGACAAAACAUACCAAAAUCAAACUGAGAAGGCCGAAGCCUCUCCUUACUUCAAAGCCUUAAGCAUCGAGCCUGGGUGUAAUUUUGCUGUGUGUUGCUCUUACGUCAAGUCUCCAUCGGAUUUCUGGUGCCAGCCUCUCGAUAAAGUCCCAGCUUUGGAGGAACUGAUGUAUAGAAUUAAUCAAUAUUACUCAACUUGCACAGUUCCCCUCCAACCAGGGGAUUCAUGUUGCGUGGCUAAGUCGCCUCAAGACGGAAGAUGGUACAGAGCCGUCAUCAUAAAGAGACAGGAUGGUCUUGCCACAGUGACAUUGGUAGACUAUGGCUUUACCUUCCAAAUCAAGGAGCACAAUCUUGAGGGAAUUGUGCCAGAAUUUGUCUAUUUGGAAAGACAAGCUUUCAGGUGCAGCCUGUACAACCUCAUGAAACCUGCUGACUCCAAGAACAGUGGGAAUUGGAGUCCGGAGGAGUGUAAUUUGCUGAAAGAUUUGGUCCAUGAGCGCACCAGUGGCCUAAGAUGUGAGAUUGUCUCUCAGUUGAAUGUGAAAACCAAAGGGCUGUACAAUGUUGUGGAACUCUACAACACCCAAACCCAAAAGAGCAUAACAAAUUUGCUUUUGAAACAGAGGCUAACAAAAGAAGUGACAAUCUCAACAAAGCAAGUGUCAGCAGUGUUUCCCGAGACUUUUGUUUACUCUUCAAAUAAUCUAAGCCCUGGAAAUGAAGAACAAGUCUUUGUCACUCAUGUUGGUAGUCAGUGGGAGAUCUACUGCCACCUUGAGAGAAACACGGAAAUCAUUGAAGAGCUCAAAAUGAAAAUCUCAGAGGAGAGUAAGACAAUGAUGCAAGCCAGUAAGAGAGCAGCUCUGAGGAAGCUGUGUCUGGCAAAAUACUUUGAUGGCAGAUGGUACAGGGGCAUGACACAUCCUGUUCAGUCACCUCUUCAUCUCAGUGUGUUUUUUGUGGAUUAUGGAAACACAAACAUAUCUGAGAAAACCCAUGUCAUGUUUAUCCCCAAAGACUCUGCUGAUUUGUUGUACAUCCCCAUGCAGGCUGUUAAAUGCCACCUUGCAACAGUGUCCAAGGAAGAGCUCUAUGCAGAUGUCAAAGAAUGGCUUGAUGGUGCAAUCCUCAACAAGCAAUUGAGAGCCAUUAUUGUUGGAAAGAGAGAAGAUGGUUCAUUUGAUGUUGAGCUGUUUGAUGGUGAUGUUAACAUCAAUGAGAAGGUAAAGGAGCUCGUUCUCAGUCUUUCACCAAAACCAACGGCAGUUGCGAGUUUUGACAUGAGCAGCACAAAGACACAACAUCAAACUUGCCAAACAAGAAAGGCAAAGACUUCAGUUAAUCACAAGAGUCAACAAAAAGUGCAGUCCUCAUAUUCCCCCACAUUGAAUGCCUGCAGACGGGGAAAAAUACCUGUUCACAGGAAACCUCUGAUCAAGAACACACAAGUAAAACAGCAAAAUAAUGCCAAUACAAAGAGCUGUGCUCCUGUAAAACCUCUGAAAACUACUCAAGCAAAACAACAAAGAGAGUAUCGUGAAACGGACACAAACUCAGAACAACCACAAUAUACUGAGAAAACAGAGAUCCCUCAACAGUUGUGUUUGCCGAACAUGAAAGUCAACGCAGGAUUCAGGGCAAAAUGUUUUGUCUCCCACAUCAACACUGUCGACAGUUUUUUCCUUCAACUGUCAGAGGAUGAACCUGCCAUUUUGAAAAUGGUGGAAGAUCUCAACUCAAGUGUAGUCAGAGAUUCCUUGACGACCACCACUGUGUCUUUGAGAAUCAAUGACCUUGUUCUGGCUGAGUAUGAGGAAGAUGGUGCUCUGUAUCGUUCCACGGUGAAGGACUAUGAAGGAAGUUCCUGUUUUAAAAUUGAGUUUGUGGACUAUGGAAACUCAGCUGUUGUGGGGAAGGAGAAGAUCUACUCCAUACCAAAGGAGUAUCUCUGUCAGUCAAGAUUCAGUAUACCAUGCUCGCUGUUGGACACAAGUAAAUACGAAAAUGAUGCUUCCUUCACUGAUGCUGUAAUGGAGAAACCUCUCAUGGUUGAUUUUGUCCUUCAACAUGAAACUCAUUGGGAUGUCAAGGUUGAGAUUCUUGAUGAAGCAGCACUUGAAGUAGCUGUUGAAAGUAGCAAUGUAACUGAAAAUGAAUGUGAUGCUCCUGUGUGUUCACCUGAAAUGGAAAAGAAAGCGGGAAGCUGUGAAGAGAACUACCUGAGAAAGGAAAUACGUGAGAAUGAACCAACCAAAUCUGAAACCACUGUUAAUGUUGAGAACUUCAUGCUGAAACCAUCACCCGCCACACUUCCACAUAAACUAGAAGCACAUCCGACACCCACCAGAAACAUGGUUGAUUCCGAGAAUGAAAGAAAAACCUCAAAAUCCUCUGUCGAAGCAAAGAGCGACUGCACAGAAGUCAUACCUCAGAAUAUUAAAGUUAAAGACACAGAGAAUGGCACAGUUCUGUCAGUUCUAAGUAAUGGCAAUUUUUAUGCUAGACUGAGUAAGACCAGUGAACUUCUUGCAGCAUUGCAAUGUCACAUAACUGACAGCCUGUACAUGUGUGAGAUGGUGGCUGAAGAGGAUGUCAAACGAGGCCUCAAGUGCUUAGUUCAGGUACAUGAAGAUGAACAGUGGCACAGGGCUGUUGUUCAGCAUGUAGGCCUCGCCAAAUGCCAGGUCCUCCUCGUGGAUCAUGGAAUAACAGAAGAAAUUCCAAGUGGCUCAAUUCGACAACAAUGCAGUGAGCUGACAAAAACCCAGAACCUUGCAGUUUUGUGCAAGGUGAACUGCAGAGAAGAGGAUCCUCAUGAAUUGUGGUGUGGAACUCUCAAACCCAUGAUAGGCAAAGAACUCAAGCUGGUGUUUGUAAGUUAUUCAGAAGCUGAGGAACUUUGGACAGUUGAAAUAGUGAUCAAUAGACAGUUCCUCCCUCGCCAAAUCACAAAGUCGCUGCAGCAGAAUAAAGAGGUGAUCCCGUCCCCCACUGACACCCAAAAUGAGUCAGAAGGACCAUCCAGCUUGGACACAAGCCCUCCUCAGCAGCUCGUCUUUGCUCCGACCGAUCUCGACAAAUCGUAUUCUGGCUUUGCUGCUGCAGUGACGACUCCAUUCGAGUUUUGUGUUGUUCUGGAGGACUUGCUUCUCGACAUGAACAAAGUCUCCUUAAUGUUGGACAACCUCCCUGAACUGAUGUCUCCUCUUCCUGAAAACCACUUCGUCCCUGGUACCGGCUGUCUGUUGAAAUCUGACACCAUCAACAAGUGGUGCAGAGCAGAAAUUGUCCAAGCCGAUAACCCUGCCAUUCUAAACCUGGUGGACUACGGUCAUUACGAAUGCUUCCUGUAUGAAGACUUCUCCGAACUGAAGAGACUCCCUGAGGAGAUGACUAACAUCCCGAAGGUGACAUAUCCCUGCAUCCUGAGAGGGGUGAAGCCAGUUGGAGGAGAUGGACAGUGGACUGAUGAAGCAACAGUGUUCUUCCAGCAGUGUUUGUACCAGAAGAAUCUCCAAAUCUUCUUCAGAGAGUUUGUGUCAGAAACACACUGGAAGGUGGACGUUCUGACAGACGGGGUCCAUGUUGCCAAGGAACUGGUGGAUGCUGGACACGCUGGCUAUAUAGACCUCAUGCUAGGACUGAGGUUUCAGGAACCGAGCCCCUGUAAAGCUGCUGCUCAAAGCCCUGACAGUGAGGAAGAGUGUGGCCAGGAAGAUGAAGGCUCUGACGGGAAGUCAGAUCUCUGCGCUCAGUCUCUUGGUGAAGCAGAGGGGAAGAUGUCACGCAGCUCUGUGUCUGGAUCUAGUCCGUGUUUUCUGAUGUGAAGGCAGUCUCAUCAUGUCGUGUUGCUAAAAUGAACAGCGAUGCAGAGAUUUCCUUCCUCCCGAUGUCACAUUAAUCCAAGUGAGAGGCUGCUUGUUGGACAUUUUUGUUAAACGGAGCCUUAGCACUUUGGCCCAGCAUGAACAAAAAAGUGAUUUAUUACACUUUAAAUGACAAAUGUUACCUUUAAUUUACCUUUUAAAUAUGAAUAAUUUUUAUAUUGUUUUAUUGACUUAGUUUGAGUAUUACUAUGUUGUUUUACUUAAAAGAAUAAGAAAGAGAGUUUUCAGUUGUGUUUUAUUAAGAUCUAAAUGUCACACAGGGUUCUUUAUAUUGAUAAAUGUUGAUGGAUGUUCAGUUUUAUUUGCAAUCAGUGCCUUCUGUUGAAUAUAUGUUGAGUUAAAUGUAAAAGGCCUUUUCAGGUGCAAAAUUAAAUUCUUAUUGAUAUCUGCAUAACAUUUUUUGUUCUCUUAAGUAAUAGUGGGUCUGAUGUUAAUUUAGAGGCAGGAGGAAAACUGAAAUUUUCUCUGUAGUCAGUUCAGUUUAUGGUUUUUACCACUGGAGUGCGCUGUUGUGUCAAACUAUUUAUUCUUAAAGUCCUGUGUUUAUGACUGUUGGAUUCAACCAGUAACCUUUGGUGUGUGUUCACAUCAGUAAAGGCCAAUGACAAACCCAA
This is a messenger RNA of Centropristis striata (black sea bass), 6725 nucleotides long. RefSeq names its product tudor domain containing 15 (gene tdrd15). The transcript is spliced from 5 exons. NCBI's taxonomy places the organism in Eukaryota, Metazoa, Chordata, Actinopteri, Perciformes, Serranidae. Bases 118 to 6051 code for a protein of 1977 amino acids. The record is from RefSeq and is a predicted model, not a curated record.